AUGGGGUCUCUACUACGUGAUUGGCAAGGGUUCCAGCAAUUCCCUACCACUACACAAUCCAAACUGGUUGAAUUGUUUGGCAAAUUAAAGGAAGAGGGUGUUAAUAAAAUGACCAUACUUGUUAUGGGAAAAGGUGGAGUUGGGAAAUCUUCCACAGUUAAUUCUCUUCUCGGAGAGCGAGUGGUUAAUGUUAGCUCCUUCCAGUCAGAGGGUUUCAGACCAGUUAUGGUUUCACGUGACCGGGCUGGAUUCACGUUAAACAUCAUUGACACUCCGGGCCUUGUGGAAGGUGGUUAUGUCAGUUACCAAGCUCUGGAGUUGAUUAAACGGUUUCUUUUGAAUAAGACUAUAAAUGUUUUGCUCUAUGUUGACCGCUUGGAUGCAUAUAGAGUGGAUGACUUGGAUAAGCAGAUUAUUAGUGCCAUAUCUGAUAGUUUUGGAAAAGAAAUAUGGAACAAAAGUUUGCUUGUCCUCACUCAUGCUCAGCUCUGCCCACCAGAUGGUAUCAGUUAUGAUGUCUUUUGUGCUCGAAGAUCAGAGGCUGUCUUGAAGACCAUUCGCAUGGGAGCGCGGAUUAGGAAAAGAGACUUUGAGGAUUCUGCUAUUCCAGUUGCUUUGGUCGAGAACAGUGGGAGAUGCAACAAAAAUGAUCAUGAUGAAAAGAUUCUUCCGAAUGGGGAUGCUUGGAUUCCGAGCCUGGUAAAAGAGAUCAUUGGGGUUGCAACAAAUGGGAAGAAAGCUCUUCUAGUGGACGAGAAGUUGGUUACUGGGUCAGAGUCUAAUGACAGGGGAAAGAUAUUUAUUCCUCUUAUCUUGGGGAUUCAGUGGCUUCUUGUGAAAUGGAUUCAGCGAGAAAUAAAAAAAGAUAUUUUGAAAGGGGGCAAGUAUUCUUGA
Molecule: messenger RNA, 894 nt
Organism: Dovyalis caffra
Lineage: Eukaryota; Viridiplantae; Streptophyta; Magnoliopsida; Malpighiales; Salicaceae
Source: the annotation of a GenBank genome assembly